This is a messenger RNA of Closterium sp. Yama58-4, 1092 nucleotides long. Lineage: Eukaryota; Viridiplantae; Streptophyta; Zygnematophyceae; Desmidiales; Closteriaceae. The record is from the annotation of a GenBank genome assembly.
AUGGCUCCGUCAGCCAUUCCCAUCCGUAGCGUGGACAAAGUGUACAUCAGCACUGGCGCCGUCGACUAUCCCACGCCGCGGGCCAUGACCGCGGAAGAGAUCAAGAAGGUAAGGGAGACUACCUACCGUCGAAGCGCGAGGGCAGGGGAGGCUCCGCAUUCGUGCUCGCUGCGCGACGCGGGUUCCGCAUUUGUGGUCGCUGCGCGACGCGGGUUCCGCAUUCGUGGUCGCUGCGCGACGCGGGUUCCGCAUUCGUGCUCUCUGCGCGACGCGGGUUCCGCAUUCGUGCUCGCUGCGCAACGCUGGUUCCGCAUAGUCCCAUCUCCGCUAUCGCCAGUGACGGAGCAGUUCCGCGUGGCGACGCGCACUUAUUGUUGCAAUAUCCGUUCACUUUUUUCCUUCCCUCGUUGCAAUGCCCGGCACGGGUGGAUCCCCCAGGUGACGGAGCAGUUCCGCGUGGCGGCGCGCAACGCGAUUGACGCGGGGUUCGACGGCGUGGAGGUGCAUGGCGCGAACGGCUACCUGCUGGAGCAGUUCAUCAAGGUGAUCAAGGCAGUGGCGGACGAGGUGGGCGCCAGCAGGGUGGGCGUGCGGCUGUCUCCCUACAGCACCUUCCUGGAUGAAACCGACUCCGACCCCGUGGGCACCUACGUGGGGAUGGUGGAGCGUCUGAAUGGCAUGGGGCUGGCGUACGUGCACUUUAUUGAGGCGCGCGUGCGCGGGAACGACGACAUGGAAGUUGAGAAGGAGGCUGUCUGGCUUGGCGUUGUGCACUUCAUCAAGGCGCGCGUGCGCGGGAACGGUGGCAUGGACACCGAGGAGACUCUGGAGCCAUUCCGCAAGGCAUUCAAGGGGCCAUUCAUUGCUGCCGGCGGCUUCAAGCGGGAGAGCGGCAUGGCAGCGAUAGAGAGCGGGGUGGCGGAUCUGAUCACGUAUGGCCGGCUCUUCCUGGCCAACCCCGACCUGCCGAGGCGCUUUGAGCUCAACGCGCCGCUCAACCCGUAUGACCGCAGCACCUUCUUCAUCCCCGACCAGGUCAAGGGGUACAUCGACUACCCUUUCCUCGAUGAGGAGCCCAACAAGGCGGAAUAG